UGGGUUCCACAUUACGCUUCGUAGGAAGAGAUCAGCCCACUACGCGACUCUCAAGUUCCAGGUGUAACGCUCUGAUUCAGUUUAAAAAGGAAAAGAUCUUGGGAUUAUUUAGUAUUUUUCGGUGGUGGGAGCUGAAGUUCGAGCGAAAAGAAAUCAGGAAUCCGUACACGCAUACAGAGAGAGGAGAGAUUGAAGAUGCCUCUCUGAUCAAUCGAUGCCCACCAUAUUCCCUCCUUUCUUCUGUUCCUCUUCAACCAAUAGAGCUCUGGAUCCCCCUCCCCUCUCUUUUCCUCCGAUUCCUUUACCUUUUCCUUGUUAUUGUUCUCCGAGGCGGUUCUUGGCGGCCGCGACACCCUCACGAGUCUCCCCGCCUCUUCCAAUCCCAGAUCCCCUCUCCCUCCUAGAUCCAUAGAUCAUAGUAAAUAGAUUCCGGUUAGAAGAAGAAAGAAAUCGGGAGUUAGAGAUGAAGAGAGAGCAUCAAGAGAGCGUCGCCGCUGGAGGGGGAUAUCCGGCGGCGGCGGGGAUGAUGUCCGGCGGGAAGGGCAAGAUGAUGGGGAUGGAGGAGGAGGACGGGGGAGUGGACGAGCUUUUGGCGGCGCUCGGUUACAAGGUCCGGGCGUCGGACAUGGCCGACGUCGCCCAGAAGCUCGAGCAGCUGGAGAUGGCCAUGACCAGCAGCGCCGCCCAGGACGACGCCUUCCUAUCCCACCUCGCCUCCGACACCGUCCACUAUAAUCCCUCCGACCUCUCCACCUGGCUCGAGAGCAUGCUGUCCGAGCUCAACGCCCCGCCUCCCCCGCUCCCCUCCGCCCCGAUUCCCAACAACCGGAGCAACCAGUUCGAGCUGCCGCCGGCCCCCGCCUCCGCCGUCCGAGCCCCAAUACUUGAUCCGGGUGAGUGCUCCACCAUCACCACCGUCGACUUUCCCACCCCCGGCCGCCAGUCAGAGUACGACCUCAAGCCCAUCCCCGCCGCCCCCGGUCGCGUCGUGUACGGAUCGGAGCCACUGGCGGAGGAGAACGCAAGGGAUAGGAAGCGGAUGAGGACUUCCUCCUCUUCCUCCUCUUCGUCUCGAGGCGGAGGGAUUGGAGUUGGCGUUGGAGGGAUGGGUUCGGCGAUGCCGGCGGCCACGGAAGCGUCGUCGGUGGCAGCGGGGGCUGCCACGGGGGCGCUGCCGGUGGUGGUGGUCGACUCGCAGGAGGCCGGGAUCCGGCUAGUGCACACGCUGAUGGCCUGUGCUGAGGCGGUGCAGCAGGACAACCUUAAGGCGGCGGACGUGCUGGUGAAGCAGAUCUCGAUGCUCGCCGCCUCACAGGGCGGCGCGAUGCGGAAGGUCGCCGGCUACUUCGCUGAGGCUCUGGCCCGCCGGAUCUAUCGAGUCCACCCCCACCAGGACUGCUCCCUCGACGCCGCCUUCUCCGAUAUUCUUGAGAUGCACUUCUACGAGAGCUGCCCCUACCUCAAGUUCGCCCACUUCACCGCCAACCAGGCCAUCCUCGAGGCCUUCGCCGGCUGCCGCCGCGUCCACGUCAUCGACUUCAGCAUGAAGCAAGGGAUGCAGUGGCCGGCACUGAUGCAAGCCCUUGCCCUCCGCCCCGGUGGCCCGCCGUCGCUCCGGCUCACAGGCAUCGGCCCUCCCCAGACCGACAACACCGACGCCCUCCAGCAGGUGGGCUGGAAGCUCGCCCAGCUCGCGGACACCAUCCAUGUCGAUUUCCAGUACCGCGGCUACGUCGCCAACAGCCUCGCCGACCUCGAAGCCUGCAUGUUCGAGGCGGACGCCAGCGGCAACGGCAACGGUGGCGCAGACGAGGAGCCGGAAGUGGUGGCGGUGAACUCAGUGUUCGAGCUCCACCGGCUUCUCGCUCGGCCGGGGGCACUGGAAAAGGUCCUGGGCACGGUCCGGGCGGUCCGGCCGAGGAUCGUUACGAUGGUCGAGCAGGAGGCGAACCACAACGCUGGCUCGUUCCUGGAGCGGUUCACGGAGGCGCUGCACUACUACUCGACCAUGUUCGACUCUUUGGAGGGCGGUGGCACCGCCGCAGCAGCGGCAGCGGAGGCGGCCGUCGGCGCCAGCAUGGGACAGCAAGAUCUGGUGAUGUCGGAGGUUUAUCUCGGCCGACAGAUCUGCAACGUAGUGCCCUGCGAGGGCACUGAGCGGACGGAGCGGCACGAGACGCUGGGCCAGUGGCGUGGGCGGAUGACCCGGGCCGGGUUCGAGCCGGUCCACCUUGGCUCCAAUGCGUUCAAGCAAGCCAGCAUGCUCCUCGCCCUCUUCGCCGGUGGCGAUGGGUAUCGCGUCGAAGAAAAAGAGGGAUGCCUCACUCUCGGGUGGCACACGCGCCCGCUGAUCGCCACCUCUGCCUGGCGCGUCGCCGCGGCCGGCGCCGCCCUCCCCGCCGCCUCCGCCGCCCGCUGACUUACCGACCGUCUCGAUCGGAAGGCAGCAAGCUCAGCCGUCUGAUGAUGCUGUUUCUCUUUCUCUAUCCCUCUGUUUUCCGCUGACCCCAGGUGGGUCCACCGGUCCAGGGUGAUUGAUGAUGCUGCAGUACUCUGAAUCACUGGAUCAGCCCCGGCUCGGGGCUCGCCCCGGACCCCUCCCCUUAUCUCUCACCUCUCCAUCUCUUUCUCUUUUUUUUUUAAGUUAAUUUUGUUGUUGUCAUCCUCUUGGGAAUAUUAUCAUGUGUAUCUAUGUACCUUCUACCUUAUUUUCUAAAUAAAAUAAGAAGAGGUGUUUUUUAUGUAAGAAAAA
Molecule: messenger RNA, 2752 nt
Organism: Elaeis guineensis (African oil palm)
Lineage: Eukaryota; Viridiplantae; Streptophyta; Magnoliopsida; Arecales; Arecaceae
Product: DELLA protein SLN1
Source: RefSeq, a predicted model, not a curated record